GUAGUGGAUCAUCUAUUACUCACUAUUAAGUUGGGUGAACGAAUUUGAGCAGUUGCAAUAACAGCUUGAUCUAAAAUAUUUACAAAUUCGCUUAGAUUUUGCAUCCUAUUUUGUAAAAUUAAAAUAUACAUCCUAUAUGCGAAUCGUGUCAAGAAGUUGAGGCCGUUUAACCAAUUCAAAUAAAGUGAGCCGCCUGCCUUGUGAUGGCAACACCACCAGAUACGCCGAUAGAAGAGGUGGUGUACGAAUUGGAGCCCUCUCGGAUACCUAAACCUGUUCCCGUGGCCCUCGAGGAUCUUUGUCGCCAGACAAAGUUCACUCGGCAAGAAAUUCGCGUCAUGUACCGCGGAUUUAAAACUGAGUGUCCCGAGGGCGUUGUACAUGAAGAUUGUUUCAAAGAUAUUUAUGCAAAAUUUUUUCCUCAUGGAAAUUCUACAUUAUAUGCGCAUUACGUUUUCAGAGCUUUUGACGUAAAUUGCAAUGGUGCUAUUAGUUUCCGAGAUUUGCUGGUUACUUUGUCAACGUUACUACGAGGCUCAGUGUAUGAAAGACUACGAUGGACCUUCAAAUUAUAUGAUCUAAAUGGUGAUGGAUGCAUAUCACAUGGCGAAUUAGGUGAAGUGGUAGCAGCGAUACAUGAAUUACUUGGGAGGCGAGUCCAUCAACUGGAAGAUGAUCGCAAAGCGAGGGAACAGGUGGACAAAGUAUUCCAAAAAUUAGAUCUGAACCAGGAUGGCGUAAUAACAAUCGAAGAAUUUCUUGAGGCGUGUCUAAAAGAUGAACUCGUAACAAGAUCAUUGCAGGUGUUUGAUCAGGGCCUAUGAUGAAACUGGGAAACCAGUACAACCCAGGAAGGUGUUAUAAAUUUCGACGUGAAUUGCAUAAGGACUUCCACCAACGGUGACACGUGGACAAAAAAUAAAUAUAACAUGACGAUGCUGUAAUUUACUGGAAAAAUCUGUCUUCGGCAACUGGUUCUUAGGUAAUUAAAAAUUAUGUAUAGACGUAUUUGGCCGCACUUAGAAAAAAUGUACGUUUUCAGUUGUUUAAUAAUUAUUUCAUACAAACGAAUAAUCCGUUCAUCGCACCAAGAUCUAUCAUCGGCUUGAAAUGACUGUGAAAUACAAGAUGAAUCAACUGACUGUAAGUUAUUACGUUUUAGACUAUAAAAAAUUAUAUUAUAUUGUUAUGAAUAUUAGAAAAAUUAUAUGGUUAUAAAUACUAGAAAUAUUUAAAACUUUAAAUGUGGCAAAAAACAUUUACAAUGUGCAUGAUAGAUAAUAUUUUGAGAAAAUACAAUUUUAAAGAAAAGAACGAAAACAAAAAUGUAAAAGAAAUGAUCAAAUAAAAUA
Ctenocephalides felis (cat flea) is the source of this 1352-nucleotide messenger RNA. RefSeq names its product Kv channel-interacting protein 1. Bases 204 to 824 code for a protein of 206 amino acids. The transcript is spliced from 5 exons. Gene Ontology annotation, molecular function: calcium ion binding. Lineage: Eukaryota; Metazoa; Arthropoda; Insecta; Siphonaptera; Pulicidae. The record is from RefSeq and is a predicted model, not a curated record.